Molecule: messenger RNA, 426 nt
Organism: Leptosomus discolor (cuckoo roller)
Lineage: Eukaryota; Metazoa; Chordata; Aves; Leptosomiformes; Leptosomidae
Source: RefSeq, a predicted model, not a curated record
AUGGCGUGUUCCGCGUCCGGUGUGUGCCUUUGUACGUGGCUGGGGCCGGGGUCUUUGGGGAACACCGCGUCUUUUAGCGAAGGCGAGGGGGGAGCUCUGUGCUUGGUUCAGCGUCCCUCGAGGCGAAGGCAGCGGCGGAGGGUCCAGGUGGCAGCGGAGCGCCCCGGGACAGCGGGUAGGCUGACCUCCCUCUCUCCCCGCCAGUUCCUGAGGCGGCAGCAGGUUCUUCAGUUGUACAGGAAGAUCCUGCGGGCAGUUCGCGAGGUCCCUGCUGAAGCCGAUCGCCAGUAUUUGAAGGACUGGGCCAGGGAGGAAUUCAGGAGGAAUAAGGAUGCUACAGAAGAGGAUACAAUCAGGAUGAUGAUUACUCAAGGCAACAUGCAACUUCAGGAACUUCAAAGAACACUUAAGCUGGCAAAAUCCUGA